CGGCAUAGUUUUGAAAUGGACUGUAGAGUACUCUAACUUCCGCUGAGUCGUAAUAAUACAACCAGAUAAUUAUGUGAUCUUGUUCGUAAGCUCCACGUGGAGGAUGACUCUUCCAAGCUUCACGAUUGCAUUGAUGAAUGGCUGCAGUAAUACCUUUUCAAAUUUUUGUUUCUCAAGCCAAAAGUUCUGCAGAUGUUUGCUGGUAUUUUCGGACAGCUCGUCGGCUUGUCGUUGUGAUCAUACGUGCUGGUGUUGUGUAGAGAGUACUGGGUUCUAGACUAGUAAUUUUCUCGACACAGGGUCGAACAGGUCCGCGGCGUAAUGUUCUCCAAACUCCUCUUUGGCAUAUCAGUGAUUGUCCUCAUUACAGAAGUUGUGCUGGCAAUAUUCCAUGUAGUCGCAUUAGCAGUGAGCUUUGUAUCUUUACAUGGCACGUUCAAGAGAAAGAAAGACCAGAGCAUUCACCAUGCUGUGUCGAUCAUCAAGCCGUUGCUCGGGGCUGAUGGCCAAGAGGAAGUCAAUUUAGAAUCAUUUUUCCAGCUAGACUAUGAAAUUGAUAGAUUUGAGCUGUUGAUGUGUGUUGAAAGUAAAGAAGACCCGGUCAUCCCCAUUGUGCAGCGUCUGCAACAGAAAUACCCCAACGUCCGCUCUCAACUCUUCAUUGGAGCUAAGAAUGUUGGACUCAAUCCGAAAAUUAACAAUAUGGUACGGGCAGUUGAAGCAGCAAGGUGUCCUUGGCUGUGGAUUGCGGACAGUGGCAUAUACGCAAAACACGACAGCCUACAGGAAAUGGUGCGGUGUGUGGCUCCUGAAGUUGGCCUCAUUCAUCAGCUGCCUUUUACAACCUACGGCAAUAGCUUCACCUCCUAUUUGAAUACGGCUUUCUUUGGCACGUCGCACGCACGAGCCAUUCUGGUCAGUCACCCACUUAACUUGCGCUGCAUCAAUGGGAUGUCAUGCAUGAUCCGCAAGGGAGCACUGGAGCAAGUAGGAGGUCUGGAGAAGUUUUCAGCGUAUGUAGCCGAGGAUCACUUCCUGGUCAAUGCCAUCAUGAACAAAGGCUGGAAGGCAGCGAUGUGCACUGCCCCUGCCCUGCAGAACCAUGGACGGGUCACUCUCAGCUGGUUCUUUGAUAGGCUGAUAAGGUGGACACGGCUGAGAUUCACAAUGUUGACUUUCCUCACCCUGCUGGAACCGUUCACGGAGAUGUUCGUGAUGGGUGCUGCUGUAGCUGCGGCUGUUUCCCACCUGUUCCUGUUUCCAUUCUGGAUUGCUUUUGGAAUUCACGUGGCAUGGUGGGCAUUGUCGGACUUCUUUCUUCUUCACCGCUUACUGAACGAAUGGCCCAAGCCCAAAUCUCUGCGCUUGUUCUUGCCCUACUGGUUUCGCCAGCUGACCGCCUUCCCUCUUUUCCUCUUCGCUCUUAGUAGCCGCAGAGUGUUCUGGGGGCGUCAGCGCUACAAGCUGCUCUUCAACGGCAGAGCUGUUGUAGCCCAUGACGAGCAGGCCCGAAGCACAACAAAAGCGUGAUGCUUCACUAACAGCCACAUUCACAAUGGCCCAGGGUGCUCUCGUUCUACACACCCUCUCGUCUUGUGGAGCAAAGGCACGCUGCUCUGAGAGGGCAACACCACUGCCAUACGCUGGGCUGGUUGCUCCUGAGCAACUACGGCCGCACAAUGAAUCUACGCUUCUUGAUCCAGUCAUUAAUUCCCAGUUCUCUAAGUUAUUCGUUGCCAGUGAAUAGCAGCAAUAUUCAAGAAUGCACGCAGCGUACAUGAAGAGACAGAAAUGCUGGGGCGUACCGCAAAGCCACACUAGAAUCAAACUGCUAGCCAAUGUCAAGCUCACUACAAUUGAAAGGGUUAUUACCAUACACAUGUACUCAUGUUUAGGUUUUUAUCAGCACAACAGGGGUUUUCAGGUUUCAUCUAUAUUUCUGUUCCUGUGAUUUUGAAGUAGGCUGUUCAUCGUUUGUGUACCAUGUUCUUCGUUAGCCUAGACUGCAACUAUGUCUGUCAUAUUCAAGAUCAACCUCCAUAGGAACUCGCUAAUCGUUUCCCCGGCGGUAUGAAGUUUACAUCAUGUUGUGCUUUUUCUAUUAUUUGGUGUUACUGCGCUGCCAAACUUGAGGAGCGUCCAGCUCAAUGUGGAUCAUCAUUUUGUAUUUUUGUGACUGUGUAGUAAAAAAUUAGUAUGUUUGUGCAAUGUAGCUGCAUAGCCUUAGUUUAUUUUCCUUUUUUUGCUUGCUAGCUGAAAAUGUUUCUUGUAGAGUGUCAGAUGUGUGGCCUGUUUCCUUUUUGAACUUAGAUGUAGCAGUGUCGGUGGUAAUGAUAGACAGAGCUGGUUGCUCCCACGUGGAGCUCAUGCGUCCUGCCGAAAUAACUGGCACUUGCCUGACCCACCA
Molecule: messenger RNA, 2407 nt
Organism: Sycon ciliatum
Lineage: Eukaryota; Metazoa; Porifera; Calcarea; Leucosolenida; Sycettidae
Product: ceramide glucosyltransferase-like
Exons: 12
Coding region: 322-1530 (402 amino acids)
Biological process (GO): glucosylceramide biosynthetic process
Cellular component (GO): membrane
Molecular function (GO): ceramide glucosyltransferase activity
Source: RefSeq, a predicted model, not a curated record